UGCUCGGCGCGUCGUCUCGAACAUCUGAUUCGGCAUCAAUUGUGCCGAAGGAUGCAUCAUCAAUUUGCGGUCCGAAGUGAAUUACGGAGCGACACGCAGUCUGUAAUGCCGCUCUUCCCACCUGCUUACCUGCCAGGCUUUUGCACCUUCGGUAUCCCUCGUUGACAAUCCCAGCUGCAGCAACUAUACAUCGAUGCUGACGCUCCCGCGCUGACCCCUCACUUCAACUCACGAUCCUCACAUCUCACAACACGCUCGGACACCCAGCCUCGUCAUGAAGCUCCCCCCAAUCGUCGUCGCCUGCCUCUCUGCUCUCGCAAUCGAUUGCUGUUCCAAUGUAAUCGCGCAACGCCUGAAAGCAUGGCGCGACGAAAAACCCUUUGUCUUCGACCGCGUGCUGUUCCUCCAGUUCGCGUUUAUGGUGGCGCUCACCGCGCCAAUAAACUACCAUUGGCAGAAUUGGCUUGAGCGCAGGUUUCCAGGAUGGAAGGUGGUCACACAGCCAAGCGGUGCGGACGAGGAGAAAGCGCUGGGAUUGAAAGAAGAUGGAGAGGAUAAGAGGGGCGUCGAGGAGGUGAAGGUGAGGAACUGGUGGAAUAUCUUUAGGAAGUGGUUUACGGAUUGUAUCACGAUGGGUGCGCUGUUGAAUCAGUCGAUGUUUCUGAUAUUAUUUGGCAUCAUGAAGGGCAAGACUAUGGCAUUGAUUGUGCUAGAUUUCAGAAACGAGCUAUUCGGUCUCAUCUUCGACUCGUACAAGGUCUGGCCCAUUGCGAACUUCUUCAGCACCACAUAUAUCCCCGUCGAGCGCCGUAUCAUGUUCCUCAGCUUCUGCGGGCUUAUCUGGAAUAUCUACCUCAGUCUUGUUGCUGCUCGACUAUAAGCAACACAGCAUCCAAUACAUACAUCUUCGCUCUUGCUUAGAGCCAUUUCUAUCUAUUGUUGAUCCAGGGUAUCGAGGCUAUCAGCAU
Dothidotthia symphoricarpi CBS 119687 is the source of this 968-nucleotide messenger RNA. RefSeq lists its product as uncharacterized. NCBI's taxonomy places the organism in Eukaryota, Fungi, Ascomycota, Dothideomycetes, Pleosporales, Dothidotthiaceae. Gene Ontology annotation, cellular component: cytoplasm; membrane. The record is from RefSeq and is a predicted model, not a curated record. Bases 275 to 880 code for a protein of 201 amino acids. The transcript has 3 exons.